AUGGCGUCACCGGGGGUGGAAGUGGAGUUACUGGUCAGAGGACAGUCCGAUUCAGGAGACGUGGCCCCUGAAAUAAAAGCCUCUGAGAGACCAGCAGCCGUGGCCAUUGCAGAUCUGGAAUGGAGAGAAAUGGAAGGAGAUGACUGCGAGCUUCAGUAUGGAGAUGGUAUGAAUGAGGCUCAGGACAGUGACUUUCCAACAGUGGAGAGGAGCCGGCUGCAGGAAAUGCUGUCGCUAUUGGGACUGGAGGCACACCAGGCCCAGAAACUGAGCCUGCAGGACGCCCUGCAAAUCAGCAGUGACAGUGUGAGGAACUGGGCGCCUCAGGCUCCCAGAGACCUGCCCUGGGCCUUCCUGAGGAGGCUGCAGGCCCGCAGCGCCGAGGCCCGGAGCACCACGGUGCUGGCCUCGCCCGUGGAUGCCCGGCCCACGGAGAAGGAGGGCCAGAUGGAGGAGGAGGUCAUCUACUGGGACACAGCCGAUGACAUCUCCGCGGACAUCUACUCCUUCUCAGAGCUGCCCACGCCCGACACGCCCGUGAACCCCCUGGACCUGCUCUGUGCCUUGCUGCUCGCCUCCGAUGGAUUCCUGCAGCAGGAGAUCGUGCUGAGGAUGUCUCUCUGCCAGUUUGCACUCCCACUCGUUCUGCCUGACUCGGAGCACCAGUCCCACACCUUCCUGCUAUGGGCCAUGCGGGGCGUCGUGCGGACGUGGUGGGCUCAGCCCCCGAGGGGCGUGGGCAGCCUCAGGGAGGACAGUGUGGUCCUGGCCCGGACACCAGCCUUCGCCUUUGUGCGCAUGGAGGUCAGCAGCAACUCCAAGUCCCAGCUGCUCAACGCCGUGCUCAGCCCGGGCCACAGGCAGCGAGACUGCUUCUGGCACCGAGACCUGAGCCUGGGCACCAGCCCCCGGGAGAUCUCGGACGGGCUGGUGGAGGUCUCCUGGCUCCUACCCAGCGGCAGGGAGGACCUGGACCUUUGCCCGGAACCCGUGGCCUUUCUGAACCUCAGAGGUGACAUUGGGUCUCACUGGCUGCAGUUUAAGCUCUUGACAGAGGUCUCCUCGGCUGUGUUCAUCCUGACCGACAACAUCAGCAAGAAAGAGUACAAGCUGCUGUCCUCCAUGAAAGGGUCAGCCACCAAGUACUACUUCAUCCUGAGCCCCUACCGUGGGAAGCGCAACUCCAACCUGCGGUUCCUGAACCGGCUGACCCCCGUGCUGAGGAUGGAUCACUCCCACGUGCUGGUCAAGGUCAGCAGCACGGACGGCGCCCGCUUCACGCGCAGGGUCCGCGCCAUCGUGGCGAGCGUGGCCCGGUCCCCCUGCAGGAGGGCGUCUGUGGAGGACAUGGCCCAGGCCGCCCGCAGGCUGGGGCUGAAGGUGGACGAGGACUGCGAGGAGUGCCAGCGGGCGAAGGAGCGGAUGGAGCACAUCACCAGGAGCAUCAGGGACCCCGACGCCUACCGCAGGGAAGAGCUGAGGCUGCAGGGGGAGCCGUGGAGGAAGGCGGCCUGCGUGGAGAGGGAGCUGUGCCAGGCGCAGUGGGCCGGGGACCCCACGGACAAGCGCCUAGUCGAGCUCAGGCAGCGGCUGCUGGAACUCCGCACGCAGCAGAGCGGUCACGCCCCUGCGGGGGCCGUGCAGGAGUUCAUCGCAGGCAUCAGCUGCCCCUCUCUGGGCGAGAGGCAGUAUUUCCUGAGGUGGAUGGAGUGGGGCCUGGCCUGGGCGGCCCACCCAAGGCCAAGGCAGCUCCCAGAGACUGCUCCGGCCCUGAGACCAAAGCAGGGUGGGGCUGGGGACCGAGAGCCGCUCUGGCUGGAGCCCCUGGGGGUGGAGCACUUCCUGCGGGAGAUGGGACAGUUUUACGAGGCAGAGAGCUGCCUGGUGGAUGCGGGGAAGCUGCCCACAGGGCAGAGGCGAUUCACCCACUUCCCGGGCUUAGCCGUGGAGCUGCUGGUGCGGGGGCUGCCCCUGGAGCUGGUGGACGGGAGCACGCGGAGCACCCCCCUGCGCUGGGUCACGGGGCUCCUGAAGGAGCUGCACACGCGCCUGGAGAGAAGGUCACGGCUGGUGGUGCUGUCAGCGCUGGGCGUGCCGGGCACUGGGAAGUCCACUCUUCUCAACACCAUGUUCGGGCUUCGGUUUGCCACAGGGAGGGGCCGGGGUCCUCGAGGGGCCUUCAUGCAGCUUGUCACAGUGGCCGAGAGCUUCAGCCAGGACCUGGGCUGUGACCACAUCCUGGUCAUAGAUUCGGGGGGGUUGAUAGCGGGCACCCCGACCACUGCGGGGGAGCGCUUUGAGCUAGAGGCCUCCCUGGCCACUUUGAUCGUGGGGCUGAGCGACAUCACCGUGGUCAGUUUAGCGGAAACGAGGGACAUCCCACCGGCCAUCCUGCAUGCCUUCCUGAGGCUGGAGAAAAUGGGGCACAUGCCCAACUAUCAGUUUGUGUACCAGAACCUUCACGACAUGUCUGGCCCUGGCCCGAAGCCACGUGAGAGGAGGCCGCUGCUGGAGUCCCCCUCAGACUCGAGCAGGGCCUGCAUUCACAUGGACAAGCAGGGAGGCGGCCUCCGGACGCUGGCAGACCUGGCCUUCUGUGACCCCGAGAAGCAGCACGUCUGGCAUGUGCCCGGCCUGUGGCACGGGGCGCCUCCCAUGGCCGCCGUGAGCUUGGGGUACAGUGAGGCCGUGUUUGAGCUGAAGAGAUGCCUGCUGGAGAACAUCAGGAACGGCCUGUCAGAGCCCCACAGGAAUAUCCAGCAGCUCAUUGAGCUGGUGGGACUGCUGUGA
Molecule: messenger RNA, 2790 nt
Organism: Pipistrellus nathusii (Nathusius's pipistrelle)
Lineage: Eukaryota; Metazoa; Chordata; Mammalia; Chiroptera; Vespertilionidae
Source: the annotation of a GenBank genome assembly